AACAGGUGCGAUUGGCGGAAAUUUGCCUCAACAACGACUUGGAUCCGGACUACACCGUCUCCGCGGCGGUGACCCUUCCCAGCGCCGCGGAGAGCCCAAGUGAGUUGUCCAUGGAACUCAGCGGUGGUGACAUGCUCAAAGUGACCUGGACGCCUGGCCCUAGUGCUGGCCAUUGCGUCUUCCAGAGCUGGGAGCUUCAAUGGAGGUGGUGGUCGCUCGAAUCUGAUUGGACCUCGAAGACCUGCGGCUUCCUUCGGAGCUCCCCUGAGUGCAUGCUGGACCGUCCCUCGGAGACGCUCGAGCUGCGCGUGCGCGAGAGAUGUCAGGACUCGAAUGCAGACAGUGCCUUUCUUCUGUCGGCUCCCUUUAAGUGGAGCUCAGAGGAAGACUGGCAGGUCUAUGUUGGAAGUUCCUCGUUCUCCUCUUUGGCUGUCGAUGUGCUCACGUUGCCGAUGGACAUGACCACCAGCACAGGCACUGCGACCUUUUCGUUGUGCUUCGGGACGUCUCAAAUGGUCACAGUGACCCGCACGGAUGCGUUGAAUGGAUGGUCUGAAGAAUUAUGGCUUCAUUGCAGCCUUCGUUCCAGUGUUGCUCUGUGGUCUGCUCCCAGUGCACCCAACACCUUGACCCUGGCUCCUCGUAUGGAUGCCUUGAAGGGGGCCUCCUUAGAUGCUUCCUUCGAGGCAGUCUCGGACAUGGGAAGUGGUUGCAAAUGCGGACGUUUUGAGCUGGAAUUGCAAGCAGUGAACUACAGUACGCCCUAUGGCUAUGCUGAAAGUCAGCUUGAAAAGCCUUUGGGCUGCAGCUCGGUGAGUCUCGCGUCACGUUCCUGUAGCGUCGAGUUUUUGCGCCCGGAUGCGCAGUACCAGGCCUUCCUGCGCGUGCAGUGCGACGAGGGAGGAAGCAACUACAAAAGUGGAAGUUUCCUAACGCCUCCGGCGUGCAAAUGGGUCACCGACUCUGGAUAUGCGGAUCUCUACGAAUGCACGGAUGGCCUGCUCUGCAACAGCAGCAGCUGUUGCAAUGGCCAUGGUGGACGCGCGCGAUGUCCACAAGCGAUGCCCGUGAUGUGUGCGAAGAAUUUGGAUUGCGCUGAUGGUCAGGACCGGUGUUGUAUGGCUUCGGAAGCGGAGUGUGCCAGUCACAGCGGUGUGAGGCCGUGCUUCUACGCGGAGAUUCCAGCAAAGGCACCGGUGAUCAAGCAGGUGCUUUCGCCUGCGCCUGGGCAACUCUUGGUGCAGUGGCAGCAUGCCAGCUACUUGAACGGAGAUCGCUCCAGGUGCUCCUUCACAUCCUGGCGUGUUGAGGUCACAGAGGAUGUUUGGGAUGGUGACGAUGGUGAUGCAGCGUGGCAGUUGGCCAGUGAAUGUAGGCACCAGGACCGCCCAGUGACGAGUUGUUUGCUGCAAAACUUGGUGUCCAACAGCAACUACUCAGUGCGACUGCGCGAGGCAUGUACGCGGAUGGACUAUGACUCAGACUGGGCCCUGUGGCCUUCCGCGUUCACGUUGCCCACCCCGGCAGCAGCGCCCAGCGCCACCUGUGUGGAGCCAGCAGCCAAGCAGGGCGAAGAAAUGCGCAUGCAGGUCAGCUGGACUCUGGGAACGCCUGGGGACUGCAGCUUCGAGGCAUGGGAAAUCUAUAUGCAGCUGUUGCCCAACAGCAUGACCAACCCAAGCGCUAGUGCCUGGAUGUUGGCGUGUCGAAGCAACCUGCUGCAGGAUACCAGCUGCUACGUGGACUCUUUACUCAGUGGUCGUUACUACGGUUUGCGUAUUCGACAGGUCUGUGUGAAUCCAGCCGCCAACAGUGCCUACUCCGAGUUGACAGGCAGCGAAUGCCUGGUGACGGCCAUGCCGGCCAGCAGCCCGGUGAACCUCACGGCGGUCAGUAUCAGCCCGUACGACGUGGACGUGAACUGGGCUGCCAUGCAUCCCUGGGCGUGCAGCUUCUAUGCAUGGCAGGUCCAGGUAAAGGCCCAGGCAGAUGACAACUGGGAAGCCUCCGGUUUUGGUUGCUUUAGCUAUGAUCGUGAUGUUGCCAACUGCACUGUGAACGUGGGCUUGGGAAGCAACACACCUUACGACGUGCGAGUGCGCGAGACUUGUUUGGAGUCGACGUUGAACUCCAGUUGGUUGCAGCUGGCCUUCCCUGGCGUCAGCACGCCGCUCCCGGUGACAGCGGAGACGCCAACGACGCUCACGGUCAGCAAGGGUGGGUAUAUGUUCUUGGUGUCUUCCAGCUGCAGCUUUGCUUCAGACCAGCAGACGAGCAGCAGGCUAUCUGAAGACCUCGGAGCCCGCAAGAACAGUCGUGAGAAAAUUCUGGCUGCAAGGAAUCGAGGUAAAGCUGGCUAG
Molecule: messenger RNA, 2360 nt
Organism: Cladocopium goreaui
Lineage: Eukaryota; Dinophyceae; Suessiales; Symbiodiniaceae
Source: the annotation of a GenBank genome assembly